AUGGAGUUCAUCUCCGACGAAGCAUUGGCCAUCUUUGUGCCCAUCCUGGUGUACUGGGUCUACUCGGGCAUGUACAUGGCGCUUGGGCAGUCCAUGGACAGGUACAGGCUGCACCCGAGGAAGGAGGAGGACAGCAAGAACCUGGUGUCCAAGCGGGAAGUCAUCAAGGGCGUUCUCUUGCAGCAGCUUGUGCAGGCGGGAGUGGCGGCCGUCGUCUUCACGGUCACGGGAGAUAGCAGCAGGGUUUCAUCAUCAUACGAUAAUAAAGAAGCAGCACAUCAGGCAUCCUACUACCUGCUGCUGACGGUGGCACGGCAGUUCGGGGUGGCCAUGGUCGUGCUAGACGGGUGGCAGUACGCGUGGCAUAGGUACAUGCACCUGAACCGCUUCCUCUACCGGCACAUCCACUCGUGGCACCACCGCCUCGUCGUGCCCUACGCGUUCGGCUCGCAGUACAACCACCCCGUCGAGGGCCUGCUGCUCGACACGCUCGGCGGGGCGCUGGCCUUCGUCGUCUCCGGCAUGUCGCCGCGCGCCUCCAUCUUCUUCUUCUCGCUCUGCACCGUCAAGGGCGUCGACGACCACUGCGGCCUCUGGCUGCCGGGGAACCUGUUCCAUCUCUUCUUCUGGAACAACACGGCGUACCACGACGUGCACCACCAGCUGCGCGGCAGCAGGUUCAACUUUUCGCAGCCCUUCUUUGUCACCUGGGACAAGCUCUUCGGCACGCAUAUGCCGUACGUGCUGGAGGAGAGGCCGGGCGGUGGGCUUCAAGCGCGUCCCUGCUUAUUGUGCUGA
Messenger RNA from Zea mays, 798 nucleotides. Its product is annotated as sphinganine C4-monooxygenase 1. NCBI's taxonomy places the organism in Eukaryota, Viridiplantae, Streptophyta, Magnoliopsida, Poales, Poaceae. The record is from RefSeq and is a predicted model, not a curated record. Gene Ontology annotation, molecular function: oxidoreductase activity; iron ion binding. The transcript is spliced from 2 exons. The coding region runs from base 1 to 798 and encodes 265 amino acids. Gene Ontology annotation, biological process: lipid biosynthetic process.